AUGGCAGAGGGACUGGAGCGGCCAUACUUUGAAAACAGGUCAGGGGGUCUCUCGGAGGCGGAUGCCUAUACAGGGGCCCUUUACUACACAGUAAGCAGCAUGGCGACUGUGGGCUUCCGCAACAGCCCCAACACCAUACUAGAGAUGCGGUUCAUCAUCUGCCUCAUGUUUUUGGAGUGGACCAGUGAGAUGAUUGUUUACAGAACAGCUGCAGCAGUCAGAGUUUUUGAAUCAAAAUCACCACGAGAGAGAUUCCAAGUUGUGGGAGGCUGCACCGUCCACACACUCACUAUAGAAGCUUUCCAGACCGUCUUCGACACUUUCCCACCAUGGACCAUGAAUAUCAACGAAGACCUCAAACCGGACCUGGACUGCGAAAUCUACCACGAGGAUACAGUCUAUGAUGCAUCCAUGAAAGCAAUACACCACGACUCCGUGAAGCUGAUCAAGUUCGCGGACGACACCACCCUCAUUGGACUCAUCUCCAACAACGAUGAGUCCGCCUACAGGAGGGAGGUGGACCGGCUGGUGUCCUGGUGCAGUGGUAACAACCUGGAGCUGAACGCCCAGAAGACAGUGGAGAUGAUUGUGGACUUCAGGAAGAGCACUGUCCCCCCGCCCCCACCCUCCGUGAUGGACUCCCCCAUCACCUCUGUGGAGUCCUUCCGUUUCCUGGGCACCACCAUCACCCAGGACCUCAAGUGGGAGCCGACCAUCAGCUCCCUCAUCAAGAAGGCCCAGCAGAGGAUGUACUUCCUGCGGCAGCUCAGGAAAGCCAAGCUGCCUGCACAGAUGUUGGUGCAGUUCUACACGGCCAUCAUCGAGUCCAUCCUCACCUCCUCCAUCACCGUGUGGUUCGCUGGAGCCACAGUCAGGGACAAACAGAGACUACAGCGCAUUGUGCGCUCUGCAGAGGAAGUGAUCGGCCGCAGCCUUCCAUCGCUGCAGGACCUAAAACACAAGUUUCCAGAGGACCUCAGCAGAAAUCUGCGGUGCUACGCCACAAAGACCCGGCCGUCUCAGGGGAUCAACCAUGACCAUGUUGGGAUCAAGCACCGCGCGUUGAUCCAAGAUUUCCCGAAGGACCUCAACAAGAAAAUCCACCUGUACCUGUUUCGGCAAAUCCUGGGCCGGCAACUUCUCAAGCGUGGCGACACCAGAGUGAAGAAGGAGCUGGCCCUUCACGUGAGCGUCUCCACUCAUUGCCACGGAGACAUAUUCAUACACAACGGCGGGGUGGUGCAGAAUCUGCACAUGAUCAGUAGCGGAGCGCUACAACCAGAGAAUGGACGCUUAUUGGAUUGUGGAGAAUUAAUUUGA
This is a messenger RNA of Knipowitschia caucasica, 1320 nucleotides long. NCBI's taxonomy places the organism in Eukaryota, Metazoa, Chordata, Actinopteri, Gobiiformes, Gobiidae. The record is from the annotation of a GenBank genome assembly.